This is a messenger RNA of Amphibalanus amphitrite, 3569 nucleotides long. Its product is annotated as ADAM 17-like protease. The record is from RefSeq and is a predicted model, not a curated record. Gene Ontology annotation, cellular component: plasma membrane. NCBI's taxonomy places the organism in Eukaryota, Metazoa, Arthropoda, Thecostraca, Balanomorpha, Balanidae. Bases 332 to 2554 code for a protein of 740 amino acids. Gene Ontology annotation, biological process: Notch signaling pathway; membrane protein ectodomain proteolysis. The transcript is spliced from 15 exons. Gene Ontology annotation, molecular function: metalloendopeptidase activity.
AACUAGCCCCACAUUCGAUAUCUGAUGGCUAAGAUGCUUUGUCAUCCAGCCUAUCACGGUCCAUAACAGCAGCCAAGCCCCCACUGACCUUGAACAGGAUAGGCCGGACGACGUAGAAUCUUCGUUGUCUGAGAGACAUCGAAUGCUGGGUACCUAGGUACUGGAAAGGUAUUACAAACAACUCUUUCCAUCUCAAAAUUGGCUUCAUCAGGUACCCUGCAAAAUCAGAUGGAGAAUAAUGGUGGCUCCUAGCUGGUGUUGUUCACUGCAGUAUCACAUUGUUGAAGACAGCUAAUUACUUUUGACCUCUGGGAGAAGAGAGGUGGAUAAGAUGCAUUUUACAAAUGGAUUGUUUUUUCUAUUUGGUUUCGUUUUCUUCAUAUGCCAAGGCUCACUCAUCAAUCGACUGAAGUACCAUGAGGUGAUGCAUGCAAGUGAGCUAAGCCACACAAUUGUGAAGCGAGGCAUCAACAGCAGCCCUCAUCCUUUCAACAAAAUUAAAGAGCUAACAUUCAAAACACUGGGCAGGGAUUUCAAGCUUAUGCUUUCACCAAGAAAGUAUCUGCUGCACAGCCAGUUCAAGGCAUAUGAAGUGGACAAGGAUGGAAAGGAAAAACUCCAUCAUAUCGACCCGGAGCACCACGACCUGUACGAGGGCCGUGUGUUCGGCGAGAUAGAGUCGGACGUCAGCGCUCUUAUCGAGGACGGCGUGAUGACGGCUACCGUACGGACGAAGGAGGAUACGUACCACAUUGAGCCGGCCUGGCGCCACAUCGACGACCCGCUGCGCACUCGGAUGAUCACCUACCGCAGCUCGGACGUACUGGAUGGCCAGCCGGGCCUGCCGCUGCCCUCGCUCGGCUCCCACUGCGCCUACGUGCGCGAGGAGGGGAACGCCACCGGCCCGGAGUGGGGCGAGGAGGGCGGUCCAGGUCCUCACGUGCGAGCUAAGCGCCAGACCACAGAGGCGUUCACGUUCAACAUAAUGAAGACGCGCUGUCCGCUGCUACUGGUGGCCGACUAUCGUUUCUACAAGGACAUGGGCAGCAGCAACACUAAGACCACCAUCAACUACCUGAUCAGCUUGAUCGACCGUGUAGACAAGAUUUACCGCGACACGGUGUGGGCGGCGGGCGACCGCGACCGAGGCGUGGGGGAGCGCCACCUGGGAGCCAUGGGCUUCGUCAUCAAGAAGAUCGUGGUGCACAGCGAGCACACGCCGGUGGCGCGGGGCCAGGAGCACUACAACAUGGACACGGGCAGCUGGGACGUGCGCCACCUGCUCGAGGUGUUCAGCCGCGACUACACGCACAAGGACUUUUGUCUGGCGCACCUGUUCACCGAUAUUCGGUUCGACGGCGGCAUCCUGGGGCUGGCCUACGUGGGCUCUCCGCGACGCAACUCGGUCGGGGGCAUCUGCACGCCCGAGUAUUUCAAGAACGGAUUCACUCUGUACCUGAAUUCGGGCUUGAGCUCCUCACGCAAUCACUACGGCCAGCGGGUCAUCACACGCGAGGCCGACCUGGUGACGGCCCACGAGUUCGGUCACAACUGGGGCAGCGAGCACGAUCCCGACAUGGCCGAGUGCUCGCCGAGCGCCAGCAAGGGCGGCUCCUACCUCAUGUACACCUACUCCGUCUCCGGAUACGACCUCAACAACAAGCGUUUCUCUCCGUGCUCCCUGCGCUCCAUCAACCUGGUGCUGAAGGCCAAGUCGUCGCGCUGUUUCACCGAGCCGGAGGAGUCGUUCUGCGGAAACCUGCGUGUCGAGGGUGACGAGGAGUGUGACGCCGGUCUGGUCGGCUCGGAGGACGAGGACUCGUGCUGCGACAAAAACUGCAAGCUGCGCCGGAACACGGGCGCCGUGUGCAGCGACAAGAACUCUCCGUGCUGCAGCAACUGUCAGUACCUGCAGCUGGGAGCCAAGUGCCGAGAGGCCAGUCUGGCUACCUGUGAGAAGGAGGCCACCUGCAACGGCGCCCGGGCCGACUGUCCGGCCUCUGCUCCAAUGGUGGACGGCACAGAGUGUCAGGAGCACGGCGGUCGCUGCCGCGCCGGCAAGUGCGUGUCGUUCUGCGAGCUGAACGGCCUACACAGCUGUAUGUGCGACGUGGAGAAGUACGCGUGCAACCUGUGCUGCCGCAAGUCGCUCAACGACACGUGCACGGCCCAGGAGCCGCUGCGCACCCUCUCCGGAGGAACGCCCUGCAUGCACGGACUGUGCAACAACAUGGGCGUCUGUGAGAAGACCGUACAGGACGUAGUGGAACGCUUCUGGGACAUCAUAGAGGACAUCAACAUCAACAAGGUGUUGCGGUUCCUGCGUGACAACAUCGUGGGCACUGUGCUAGUGAUCAGCAUCAUCAUCUGGGUGCCGGCCAGCUGCGUGUUCAGCUACGUGGACGCCAAGCGGCGCCGCCAGGAGGAGGAGGAGCUGGCCUGGCAGCGGCGCGACCAGCUGAUACGGCCCGGCGAGCGGCGCGUCGUCUACACUCGCCGCCGGCUGCCCGACCGCGAUCGACCGGCAGAGUAUGGCGCCUCCGCCAGGAUGUAGGCGGCGGAUGGCUGGGAGGGUUAGCAGCCGGGAGCCGCCGGGCGGAGGCGAGUCCCGCCGUGUCGUAUUCGGACUGGAUAGUGGAGUUAUGAUGCGCUACUCGACCGGCCCGCUGGAAUUGAUUGCCCGCUGGAAGAUCAGUCAUUUUUUUGUGAUGCAUUUAGCGGAUAGGCGUUUUAUGCCGCAAUUGAGAGGCUCUGUCAGCUAUUUCGUAUACAGUGUAGCCUUGUUCUACAAGCGCCGAUAGUAGAUGGUGAACGACUGAGACUCACAUCAGCGUAGUAUUUUCACAGUACAUAGUUAGCACGAUUUGAUCGAAGGAAGCUCAGCCAAGCCCGUGAUUGCUUGUAUAUCAUGUUUCCUAUCAUCAUUAUUUAUCAGUCAUCACAUUGUAAGGGCAAGUUUUGAAGCAUCCUUUCUUCACGCGAAGGAUUAUUUCACUGCACAGCUUACAUUUCUGCAGCCGUAUACUUGCAAACAUACCUAUACUUGGAAGUGUUGUCUUCGCCACGCAAUGGUGGCGAAUGUGCGUGUGAAUGCGUCUGAAAGUGUGAUGUUUGAAGUGAGCACGUCCGCGCUAUUAUCACGGCAACGUGUGAUUUUAGGAGUGGCGGUGCCGUGAUUUUACCGCGUGUCGAGUGUAGCGCAAAUUCAUUGAACGUUAGAUAUUUUCUAUGAUGGUUUAUCAGCUUAGAAUCCAUCCGCGGUUGUGUGAUAGGCUUUCGAAAUGUGUUUUCCGUCGCUUUACAUGUGCCCCCAGUCACUCUGUAGCUCCUGCCUGUGUCCUUGCAUGGUGCGAUGCGCCGUCUGCCCAGUGGACGCUUGGCGACCGACAGCAUACGGCUGAGCAGCUGUUGGACAUUUGGUUGCCCAACGGCACUCGUUCGGAGCCGGCGUCGGUCGCGUGAUCUCCCCGUCCCCUAGUCAUGUGUUAUUUGUCCCCGCGGACGAUGUGUUCUGAAGUGAGAUUAGAUCAAUCACUUGUAUCGGAACAAAUAUACCCACGAUACGAGAA